This is a messenger RNA of Lasiosphaeria miniovina, 384 nucleotides long. RefSeq lists its product as uncharacterized. Bases 1 to 384 code for a protein of 127 amino acids. NCBI's taxonomy places the organism in Eukaryota, Fungi, Ascomycota, Sordariomycetes, Sordariales, Lasiosphaeriaceae. The record is from RefSeq and is a predicted model, not a curated record. The transcript has 5 exons.
AUGGAUGUGCUGCUGUUGACCCUCCCUCGGGAACUGCUUGCCAUCUUUCUUCCCGCCUGUGUGCCCGCGAACUGCACACUGCACAACCGGCCCACCCACAAAAAGCCGGUGUGCCAAAGCGCACCAUGCGAGUAUCCUGAGCUCGGCAGCAAGCCCAUUACGUAUCUGAGCCACGAAACCACAUGGAAGGAAGCCGCUGCAGCUGCAAGUUCGACUUGUCGUUUGCCUCUUCCCUUCGUCGCCGACGCGCUGGCCGGCACCUGGUUGCUCCGCUGCCAGAUUCACGACCAGCGGGCUCCUCAUCGAAAACUCAGGAGAGGAACACUCGGAGACCCGGCCCCGCUGCGGAGGCGCGGAAUGAUGAGGUGCGCCGAGACGAAAUGA